This is a messenger RNA of Haemonchus placei, 477 nucleotides long. The record is from the annotation of a GenBank genome assembly. NCBI's taxonomy places the organism in Eukaryota, Metazoa, Nematoda, Chromadorea, Rhabditida, Trichostrongylidae.
AUGGAAUCAAAGUUAGUCUUGUCUCCCAUCACACAUAAGCCAAUCAAAAUACGUGUUGGUGUUCACGCCGGCCCUGUCGUUGCUGGUGUAGUUGGAAUGAAAAUGCCACGGUACUGCUUGUUUGGUGACUCCGUUAAUGUUGCAAACAAAAUGGAGUCAUGCGGCGUUCCAGUUAGAAUUCAUGUUUCGGGAAGUGCAAAAUCAAAUGCUCUGCGAACAAACCAAAACUUCGUAUUCAUUGACAGAGGACUGACUGAAAUCAAGGGCAAGGGACUCAUGUACACAUAUUUCCUGGAGAGAAACGACAGAAAAAGUGUGUGGGAACUCUGUGCUCGCUCACGCUCCGGUGAUCAAACAAUAGAUGGUUAUAUGGAACUACACGACUCCUCCAUCUAUCUUGAAAACGAAUCGCAGUCCACAAUAGGAAGUACAGAAAAAAAGGUAGUAGAGAAGUCGAGGUGUUCAAUAAGCAUUUAG